Molecule: messenger RNA, 2144 nt
Organism: Harmonia axyridis
Lineage: Eukaryota; Metazoa; Arthropoda; Insecta; Coleoptera; Coccinellidae
Gene: CD98hc
Product: maltase A1
Exons: 8
Coding region: 149-1897 (582 amino acids)
Biological process (GO): carbohydrate metabolic process; amino acid transport
Source: RefSeq, a predicted model, not a curated record
UUUUCUUCAUGUCAGAAAGUUAACCGAUCAAGAGAUCGAGGUGUGGGUAACUGAAAUAAUUGUAAAUUCUUUAGGAAGUUGCUUUUUCUUAAUUGGACCUAAGUAGGUCUUUCAGAACGGUUGUCUUGGAUAAUUGGAUAAUAACAUAAUGGAUGGAAAUUCGUUGGAUUUAACGGGAAAGAAAGAGGAGAAACAGCCUCUGGCCAGUUACAAGGCAUUACCUGAAGCAGACAUGGAAGAUGAAGGUAUUUCUUCAGCUAAAGUGGAACUUAAAGUUAAGAAUUACAAUUGUAAAGACGGAGCUGACGAGAAGAUGUUGCAAGAUGAAGAAUCUAACUUAAAUUCCAAUAAUGUUGAUAUUCCGCAUCAUAGUAUCAUAAUUAAGGAAAAAAAUGGGGAUGCAAAACUAGAUAUUGGUGAACUCAAGUCAGCCUUCGCGGGUAUGGGAAAAGAGGAACUUAUGAAGUAUGCCAAUGAUCCGUUUUGGGUAAGAAUCCGCUGGUUUCUUUUCGUUACUUUUUGGCUCUUAUGGUUAGGAAUGCUCUUAGGUGCAAUUGCAAUCAUCUACACUGCUCCUAAAUGUGACUCUCCGGCACCAAGGCAAUGGUGGGAAGAAGGACCUUUAGCUGAAAUAAAAGAAGACAUCACGCCAGAACAGUUGAAGGAAAUGAAAGAUAACGGUGUUAAAGGGUUGAUUGUUGAAUGGUCGGAUGACAGUUACGGGAAAAUAAAUGAAUCUCACAAAGUAAUAGAAUUGCUGAAGAAAGGAAAAGAAAUCGAUUUCCCCAUUAUAUUAGAUCUUGAAGCCAGCAUGUCCAAUAUUUGGUUUGAAAAUUCAGAAAAUAAGGGCGAUUUCAGUGAUUACUAUAUUUGGAAGGAAUCUGAUAAAGUGGAUGAAACAGGUGCACCUUCACCUCCUAACAAUUGGAUCUCUAGAAAGAAUGAAACAUCUUGGAAAUUCUCUUCCAUUCGGAAGGCAUUCUACUAUGCACCAGAAGGCUGGCCCCAAUUGAAUUUCCGCAAUGAAAAUGUUACUCAAGAAUUUGCUAAUGUUCUGAGAAAGUUUGCAGAGAAAGGAGCCAAAGGUUUCCGAAUUCGUGACGCUCAUAUUUUAUUCGUUGAUCCACAAUUCAAAGAUCAAGAACCUGAUAAAUCCAAUGAAGCUCCGGAGAAAGGUUAUUUCUUGAAUGACUAUGGAUUCUAUGUUCACUCCAAAACCGAACACCUACCAGAACUUGGAUCACUUUUGAAAAACUGGAGGAAAGUUGUGAAGAACAUCACAAAUAACGGACCAUUUAUGGUGAAAAAUACCCUUGAGAAGAUUGAGGUAUACAAAGUCAACGGAUCUCUUGUGGUAGAUUUGCCUGCCCAAAACAAUAUUUUCCACAAGACAGUUUUUGAAUCUGAGAAAAUAGCUCAUUCUCUAGAAUAUAUCAUCAAAACACAAGGAGUUCAAUGGCCACUUUGGAGGCACAAAUCGAAUUAUUUGCCAGUAGAUGUUCAAGAUACUAUAACUUAUCUCUUACCUGGAGUUCCUCUUCUCGAAGGAGGUGCAGCUGUCAAUACAGAUCUCCUUAAAAUCAGAUCCUUACCACCUAUCAUGCGUGGUGAAUUUGAAUGUAAAACACUUGCAAAUAAAACUGUCCUAGCUUUUACCAGGUUAACAUCAGGUAGUCCUGGAAUUUUGGUUGCAGUGAAUCCUUCAAAUGAAACAAUAGCAGUGAAUUUCGAAAAAGAUAUGAAUAAAAUAUCCAAUAGACUGACUGUUCAGUUCACAAGUAGCAGUUUUAAUGAGAGCGACUAUAAGCUCGGGUUAAAGAAAGAAGCUAACAAUAUCUUGAUUUCCCCCAAAUCUUCCAUUGUUCUGAGUUAUACUGAAAAAGCUGAAGAUGAAUAGUGUGUUCUGGAGUAAUAAAUAAGCAUUAAUGUGGCAAAUUUUUGUAUUUAAUUUAUCAAUGUGACGGCAGAAUAUAAAUUUAUUUAUAGACAAGGGGCUUAUUGAUUAUUUGUUCAAAUAAAAGAACAAUAAUACUUGCCUGACAUGCAGCUUGAAAAAUAAUACUCAUCGGAAGAUUCUGCUUUGGUAUUGUGAUCAUAUUUUUUGGAUGUAAUCAUUAUACCUAAGAAAUAAAAAGCGAACUAUC